Molecule: messenger RNA, 318 nt
Organism: Cylindrotheca closterium
Lineage: Eukaryota; Bacillariophyta; Bacillariophyceae; Bacillariales; Bacillariaceae
Source: the annotation of a GenBank genome assembly
AUGACUGUAGUAGCUUUUUUCACGAUGGCCUCCCAUGAAGAUGACAGAGACGAGAUGUCUGGACCCACCUGCAAAAGAAUCCAAGACUGGCACGAACAGCGAAAAGAGGAGCACCAUGUGAGAGAGGUUGCAUUUCAGCAUUGCGUUGCAGGCUUGACACUGUUUGCAUCUUUUCCAGAUCCAAAGCCACUUCCCUUGAAGGCGUUUAUGAUGGAAUAUCUGGGGACAGCACCACAAAUGAGUAGCCUGAGCUUUACCUUUGCUUUGGAGAUGCUCCAUAAGGAUUUCAAGAAGUACAUGUAUCCGCACGGCCAUUAA